AUGGGCGGCUCUGCUUUUUCCUCUCUCCCCGACCCUCCCUACACGCCACGGAUGCCUCCCGCGGUCUACAGGCGCGCGCUAUCCGCAUGCAAUGCGUUACUGAGGGAGAUAUUCGUCUGCGUGGCGUCGCCCAUCGAAGGCCCAGGAAAGAAGGACCAUGGCGACAUUGACAUCUUGGUGGCGCUGGAGAAGCGUACCUUGUUUCCCCAAACCCGCGAUGACUCGAUCCCGAGAAGCCCGCAUGAGCUGAUGGCCAUCAUUCAACGCCAGCUCGGCGCGAAGCACGCCAUCGUCCACCCGGCAGGUACCUCGGCGCACCUGACGAUCCAGUGGCCAUCGGAUAUGGACCAGCAUUACGUGCAGGUCGAUGUUCACAUCUGCCCAGACAUUGACGAGUUCUGCUGGAGACUCUUCAAACAUGCUCAUGGCGACCUUUGGAACAUCCUAGGGAGCACCAUCAGGCCAUUUGGACUCACCAUUGAUGAGGAAGCACUGUGGCUUCGGAUACCCGAGAUCGAAAAGUUCGACCGUAAGAGGGCCAAAGUGUGCCUGAGUAGGGACCCCGUCGAGAUCAUCCAUUUCCUCGGGAUGAAAGUGGAGGGCUUCUGGGACGAGCCGUUCGAAUCGGUGGAUGCCCUGUUCGACUAUGCGACGACCUGUCGGCUGUUUUGGGUCCGAGACACCCCGGUUGGUGUGGCCGAAGAGGACGCCGACGCUGCUGGAGUUAUUGGCGGGGAGGAUGGGCGGAGAAGGCUGAAAGCCAACGAUCGACGGCGGAUGGCUGGCCGCCCGGUCUAUCGACGCUGGAUCUAUGAGUUCAUCCCCCGACUCUGCGCCGAAGGCAAAUUCCUCAGCAACCAUCCCGGUAAGUCCGCCGAAGAGGUGCGAGCCAUGGUACGAGAUGAAGCAUUCGAGCGCUUCUUUGUGGAGGCGGAGUAUCGGGAGCGGUUGAGGGAGUGGCGGCUGAAAAGAGACGGCGAGCAGAUGAAGGUCCUGGUCAAGGAGUCAGUUCCGAGCACCAUGGACCCGCAGCGGAGAGCAUGUGUAAUAGGUGCUCUGAAGAAGAUCAUACUGGAGGGCGACCCGUCGUUCGGAUUCGAUCCUUCAGGCCUACGGCUCGCAGACGGCUUCUACGACACAAGUGCUGUCCGCAACUUCAUCCACCAUAACCUGGAGGAGGUGGCCAAGGUCGCAUGGGCAAGGCAACAGCAGCGGGCGCAAGAAGCAAUGCUACUGAAGGCAUCUCGUAAAUCUGGGUCGGGUCAGGGCAUUCCUGGAUAG
Thermothelomyces thermophilus ATCC 42464 is the source of this 1281-nucleotide messenger RNA. RefSeq lists its product as uncharacterized. NCBI's taxonomy places the organism in Eukaryota, Fungi, Ascomycota, Sordariomycetes, Sordariales, Chaetomiaceae. The record is from RefSeq and is a predicted model, not a curated record. The transcript is spliced from 3 exons. The coding region runs from base 1 to 1281 and encodes 426 amino acids.